This is a messenger RNA of Pogona vitticeps (central bearded dragon), 1469 nucleotides long. It is a transcript of the gene EPYC, whose product is annotated as epiphycan. Lineage: Eukaryota; Metazoa; Chordata; Lepidosauria; Squamata; Agamidae. Gene Ontology annotation, biological process: articular cartilage development; bone development. Gene Ontology annotation, molecular function: protein binding. Gene Ontology annotation, cellular component: extracellular matrix. The record is from RefSeq and is a predicted model, not a curated record.
GCCAUUGGUUAGGUUAAAUACCACAGGCUCUCCAUUCAGAGGAAUUCUGUUCCACUUAAGAAAGCAGGAGCCAAAGGAUAAAGAUAGAAGAAUGAAGACCUUUGCAAAUAUUUGCAUCUUUUUUUCUGUCUUCGAUGCCAUUAUAGCGGCUCCUACAAUGAGCUCUGUAAUAUAUGAUUCUGAAACAUACGAUAUUGCUUUGGAAGAUCUGGAUAGCCUAUACGACUAUGAUGAAAAUCUAUCCGUUGAUCAGGCACAGGUAGAAAUUGGAACAGCCUUACCAUCUAUAACUCGAGAGAUCUAUUUACCUUCAUCACUGCCAGAGGAAGCAGAAGAAGAAGCAUCCACACCCAAACUGAUUGAUGGGUCUUCGCCUCAUGGACCAGGAGUUCUUGGUCCCCAUACACAUGAAGGUCUUCCAACUUGUCUUCUCUGUACCUGUCUGGGUACAUCUGUGUACUGUGAUGAUCGUGAACUUGAGGCUCUUCCACCUUUGCCCAAGCAAACAACCCAUUUCUACUCUCGUUACAAUAGAAUCAAAAAGAUCAACAAGGAUGACUUCACUAACCUAAGCAGCUUAAAAAGGAUUGACCUGACCUCCAACUUUAUAUCUGAAAUUGAUGAAGAUGCCUUCAGAAAUCUCCCACAACUGCAGGAACUGAUACUUCGAGAUAACAAGAUAAGGCAACUUCCAGAAUUGCCACCAACCUUGUUAUUCAUUGAUCUUAGUAAUAAUAGACUCGGUCGCAAAGGAAUAAAACAAGAAGCUUUUAAAGAUAUGUAUGAGCUGCACCAUCUUUACAUCACUGAUAACAACUUGGAUCAUAUCCCACUUCCACUCCCUGAAAGUCUCCGGUCACUUCAUCUGCAGAACAACAAUAUACAAGAAAUGCACGAGGAUACUUUCUGCAAAACGAAAGACUAUUCCUAUAUCCGUAAAUCUCUUGAAGACAUCAGGCUAGAUGGAAAUCCCAUUAAUCUGAGCAAAACUCCUCAUGCCUAUAUGUGCCUACCCCGACUGCCAGUUGGAAGCCUUUUUUAAGCCAAGACAGUAAUAAAAAUACUGUACAAUAUAAUUUCUUUUUCAAGUAAGCACAUGAUUGCUUUCAAAAGCAUAGUGGAUACUAUUGCAAGAGCUCAUAAUAUUAGGAUAUAUAUCAUUAACGUAAGAUUAUGAGUAAAUAGGUACAGUCAGUAACAUACAGUGCUGAAUAUAAAUUCAUUCUCUGAGAAAUAUUGGAAUGGGGAAUGUUGACCUUGCAAAUGUUUUUUUUUUCACUACAAUUUCCAUAAUCUUUUACCAUUGCCCAUGCACAAUGGGUUGAUGGGAGCUAUAUGCUGUGGGGUUUGGAGAGCUCUGUCAUAGGAACUGUCAACAUUUUCAGCUCUGAAGUAAUUGUUAGGAAGACUAGAUGGUAAUUAUUGUAUUGCUUACAAAUUAUGAUUGUAAACCGCCCAGAGUAGUGGUU